Messenger RNA from Trypanosoma brucei brucei TREU927, 1074 nucleotides. RefSeq names its product vacuolar sorting-associated protein-like, putative. The coding region runs from base 1 to 1074 and encodes 357 amino acids. NCBI's taxonomy places the organism in Eukaryota, Euglenozoa, Kinetoplastea, Trypanosomatida, Trypanosomatidae. Gene Ontology annotation, cellular component: endosome; retromer complex. The record is from RefSeq and is a predicted model, not a curated record. Gene Ontology annotation, biological process: intracellular protein transport; retrograde transport, endosome to Golgi. The transcript has a single exon.
AUGUUGGAGCGGGAGCGGCCCCAAGAAAAGGAGCGGGGCGCUGGGCUUUUCAGCCGCUUCUUCCGCAAGAUGGAUGGCUGUGAUGUGAAGAUAAUUCUGGAUGGCAAAAGCGAAUCUGAUGUGGUGCGGGUUCACGACCCUCGCGACAACACAAGUGAGCGGCUCUACCGCUAUUCUUGCGAAGAGCCAGUUAACGGCCGCGUAAUGUUGAAUCCCAAGGGCUCCUACCGCCACAACGGUGUCGAUGUGAUGCUUUUGGCCUACGCCGUGCUCCCUCAAGCAAGCGACCACAAAGUUGAAUUUAUCACACAAGUGAAGCGGUUUGAACCCGACACACUGCAGGGUGCCACUCCUUUGGAGUUCUCAUUCACUGUGCUCAAGGAACACGAGUCUUACCGGGGUAUAAAUGCACGGGUGAUGUACGUUCUCCGUGUGGUCGUCCAUCGCCCGCUGAAGAAUGUCACGGAACAAAUGGAGUUUUGGGUGACUCGCGUGGACACCGUAUUGAGCGAUACUCAGCCGGACGCUCUACGGCAUAGGAGCUACUUCCGUGAGACCGUUUUUGGUCCGAAUUCCACUACCAUGGACGUGGGUGUCACUAACAUGCUACACAUUGAGUUUAUGUACGAUAAAAGGUUCUUUCAUCUCCAGGAACGAGUUUUGGGGAAGGUGACCUUUAAAGUGACCCACAUGGAUAUUCGCUACGGCGAAGUGGGUGUGGUAAGGAAGGAAACUGUCGUUCCCCCACUCAGUGAAUCGGAGGCGGUGAACAUGGAGACAUUGCAAAAGUUUGAGAUAAUGGAUGGCACGCCUAUUGUGGGCGAGGUAGUUCCCAUACGGUUGUAUCUGAAUUGCAUUCCCAACCUUACGCCAACUUACAAAAAUGUGCAAGAUUGCGUUAAUGUACAGUACUUCCUAAAUCUUGUGCUGAUAACUGCUGACGGCAAACGGUUCUUCAAGCAACAGGAAAUUGAAUUGUACCGUAGACGUGGUCAGGAGGCAUUGACAUGGACGGCGUGGAGGCAAGAUGAUCCGGGUAAAGGGGACGGAGAGGCGGGUGAAACAUCUCAUUAA